Lates calcarifer (barramundi perch) is the source of this 1362-nucleotide messenger RNA. RefSeq names its product BCL2 interacting killer (gene bik). The record is from RefSeq and is a predicted model, not a curated record. NCBI's taxonomy places the organism in Eukaryota, Metazoa, Chordata, Actinopteri, Centropomidae. The transcript has 6 exons. Bases 405 to 902 code for a protein of 165 amino acids.
AAAGGGACAUAAUAAGAAAUAAAUAUACUUUAAAUGAAAAUAUUAUUGGUUAGGAAUGUAUAAAACUUAACACAUAAACUGUAAAGUUUGAAAUUAUUCUUGAUUUAAGAACAUGAUAUUUUACUGGUACACAAAAGAGAGAUAGAAAGAGAUAUUCUGUUAGACAAAAACAAACCCAUGUAUUCAGAGAAAUAAAUGAAUUUUCUAAAGUAAACAUUAACUUGUAUCUUUUCUGUGUGAGAGGUGAAGUCACGUUAUUUUUCUUGUCGUCCCCCUGGUGGUGUCUCUCGGCAGAGGCAGGUAAAAGGCGUGGCCAAUCAUAUUUGUGGCAGUUACCUGAGAGCAACAAGAUUAAAGGACGCUGCUGGCGGCGUCUACUUUAAUCUACUCAAAAGAAAACAAAGAUGGUGGAGCAAACAAGACAACCGAGUCAUGUCGUCUCUCUCCAGGCUGGACCUGGUGAGGUGGACACUGGCACCCUGUUCGAUGUCAACCUCAGGUAUAGCACAGGCCCUCCCCCACGAGUAAUCAAUGACAGGACUGCACGUGCUAUUGCCCGCCAGUUGGCUGUAAUUGGAGACCAGCUGGACCAGGAGUGGUCCAGCAGACAGCCACACAGGCUACCAACUCCUCUGCAUAUGCUGAGACCUGCUCGGGCACUGACCAGGACCAUCUAUCGGGACAUUCACAACCAGUUAUGGGGCUUCCAGGGUCUCUCAGCUGCAGUGAAGGCCUGGAUAGCGAGCACUGCACCUGGACAGGGGAUCCUCAGAGCUGACGCCUGGACAGCCUGGGUGUCCACUGUUAAACCGAUAACCUGCACUGGGUGGGCGAGAGGAGCCCUCGUGACUGUGGCACUGGUGGCUGCAGUGACCCUCCUCGGUGUACUAUGGAUGGAAUAGAAAGCCUAAAAGGCCAUAAGCAGGUCUUUUAGGCCAUUAAAUAUUUGAGAAAAAAAAUGUUUGCAAAUGAGUGAAAAUUAUUGCUAACUGAUUUGUUUCUGCUGUUUACUCUGACUUCUCUUUUUAUACUAUUUUAAUGAGCGGUAUUGAAGUUAUCAGGGCACGUGGGCAUUGUUUAAACAAGUUUUACAGCAUUGCCCGAGGAGCUGGCCAGCAUAUUGUAGCAGUGACAUGUUUUGGUUCACAGUUGUUAUCGAUGUCAAAAAGCAUGUUUUCCUUGACUGGACUGUUGCCGGCCUGCAGUCUUUUGUAUCCAGAUUAGUUUCUUACUGGUUUAAGAGGCCAAAUUUUUUUACAGAUAAUAUGUAGCUUGGCUUAAUAUAAAAUGAAGGGAGCUGGACUUUCUGUUGCAGAUUUGAAACUGCUUUUCACGUGAUGCUAAUAAAAUCCAUAAUGACAA